Messenger RNA from Acanthoscelides obtectus, 210 nucleotides. The record is from the annotation of a GenBank genome assembly. Lineage: Eukaryota; Metazoa; Arthropoda; Insecta; Coleoptera; Chrysomelidae.
UUUGUUUGAGAGUAGAAGUGUCUUGUACACGUUGUUUAUUGCCGGCUUACUCAGGCCUAAAGAUGCCGAACAGACGAAAAUCGUGUGAUAGAGACCAAAUGAUUUCAGCUAUCUUUGCUGGCCGAGAAGGAAGAAUGGGGACCAAAGGAGUGCAAAAGUCCAUAACGUACCUCAAGCGAUGUUGAAAAGGUAGGUUGAAAAGGCAGGAAA